This is a messenger RNA of Nothobranchius furzeri (turquoise killifish), 1571 nucleotides long. The record is from RefSeq and is a predicted model, not a curated record. NCBI's taxonomy places the organism in Eukaryota, Metazoa, Chordata, Actinopteri, Cyprinodontiformes, Nothobranchiidae.
GAAAGGCCUCAGUACAGCCUCGGCCCCUCCUGGAAGCUGUUUCGGGAUUUUGAGUCGCUGUGCUUGUGAAUUCUGUUUUGGAUAUUAUUGGUGCAAUUGUUGGACAAAAUGACUUGCUGUGGUAUUAAUUGCACUAAUAGAGCGUCCAAGGAGUCUCCACUUCAUUUUUUUCGCAGGCUUGGAGUGACACCUGUGUCCAUUCUUCCAUCCGGUAAUCCCCAGCGGUCAGGCCAGGCAGCCUGACCGGUGCGGCGGCUAGUUUCUGCGCGGGCUGACCGCUCGUGGAGCUCUCAGAGACAGAUCUGACCGGAGAAAUACUGCAGCUCGGGAAGGACCUGAUUGGUGUCCAGAACCUGCUGAAGAAGCACCAGGCUCUGCAGGCUGAGAUCACAGGUCAUGAACCUCGCAUCAAGGCUGUCACCCAGAAAGGAGAGACCAUAAUGGAGGAAGCAACAAGUGGCUCCAACUGACGAUGAGACCGGGAAGGAGCUGGUUCUGGCUCUGUACGACUACCAGGAGAAGAGUCCUCGAGAGGUCACCAUGAAGAAGGGCGACAUCCUCACGCUGCUCAACAGCACCAACAAGGUUGUUUUACUUGAACUCGCGUCUUUAGCUGAAUGAGGAUGGAGAGACGGGUCGGACCUGGAGCAGGUCGAGGUCUUGCAGAAGAAGUUUGACGACUUCCAGAAGGACCUGAAGGCCAACGAGUCCCGCCUGAGGGACAUCAACAAGGUGGCAUCUGAACUGGAGUCAGAAGGUCUGAUGGCUGAGGAGGCUCCUAUGGUUCAGGCUCAGCAACAAGAACAUCUGGGUUCUGCUCCUGGAAAGACCGUACGGUUGGGCGUUCAGACGACGGCUAACUUUAAUUCCAUCAAGGAGCUGAACAACUGCUGGCGCUCGCUGCAACAGCUGGCUGAAGACCGGAGCAACAUGCUGGGCAGCGCCCAUGAGGUGCAGCGCUUCCACAGAGACGCUGAUGAGACCAAAGAGUGGAUCGAGGAGAAGAACCAGGCCCUGAACACAGACAACUACGGCCACGACCUGGCCAGCGUUCAGGCUCUGCAGUGUGAACAGGAAGGCUUUGAGCGUGACCUGGCAGCUCUGGGUGAUAAGGUCCGCUUCCUGAUUGGUACCAUGACCCGGGUUGUCUCUGGAGACACGUUCUUCAUGGUUCUGGUGACUCCACCCCAGCCGUUCCUGAUCAGCAAUCAGCGGGGUGCUUUCCUAUUUAAGGUGGAUGGAGGACACAAUUUGACGCCAGAAGAUUGCCUCAGUUUUGGAUUCCUGUCGACCUCAUUGGAUACUGACCUCUACUCCAGGAUUUGGAUAUUCAACACACGGACCUUAUCACCAGCCUCCAUAACCCACCUCUCAUCUCACCCAGUGCCCCAUCCACCAGGACGCCCCGCUUCUCUCCACCUCUGCUCCCUCUCCUGCGCUUCCUCUCUACCUCUCUCUCCUCCAGCCAACACAUACACCCACCACAACGCUGAGCUGUUGUUGCAGUUCCAACCACAGACUUAUCUGUGCACCUUAAGUUCCUCCUUAUAAAUAAAUCAUUUUUUCCAUCA